GAACAAGUAAGAGGAGAUAGGGGAGAAGCCAGUACAAUUGAAUCUGAAAACUCCAGUUUGGAAGAGAGUGAAAUUCAUCACAGUGAGACCAACUGCCUCCCAGGCACAGAUUCCCUCUCAUUUAGUGGAGAUUCCACUAGCAAUGAGGAUGACAGUGAGUAUGAGGACUGUCUGGAGGAAGAGGAGGAAGAUUGGCAGACGUGCUCAGAAGAAGACAACAACCCUGAUGACAAGGCCUGUGGUGGGGACUGGGAGGAAAGCUGUACUGUGGAUUCCAAGGCUAAAGAAAGGAAAACCCCACAAAGGAGGAAAAUACACAAUUUUAGCCACCUAGUAUCGAAGCAGGAAUUACUGGAGCUUUUUAAGCAGCUACACACUGGGAAGAAGAUGAAAGAAGGGCAACUUACUAUUGGACUGGUGGGUUACCCUAAUGUUGGUAAGAGUUCAACCAUCAACACCAUCAUGGGCAACAAGAAAGUAUCUGUGUCUGCCACACCCGGUCACACCAAGCAUUUCCAGACUCUCUAUGUGGAGCCUGGCCUCUGCUUAUGUGACUGCCCUGGCCUGGUGAUGCCAUCCUUUGUGUCUACCAAGGCAGAGAUGACUUGCAAUGGAAUUCUACCAAUUGACCAGAUGAGAGAUCAUGUCCCACCUGUAUCACUAGUUUGCCAGAAUAUUCCACGACAUGUUUUAGAAGCUACCUAUGGCAUUAAUAUCAUAAAGCCUAGAGAAGAUGAAGAUCCCCAUCGACCUCCAUCCUCAGAAGAACUGUUGACAGCUUAUGGAUAUAUGCGGGGAUUCAUGACAGCACACGGACAGCCAGACCAACCUCGAUCUGCACGCUAUAUCCUAAAGGAUUAUGUCAAGGGUAAGCUGCUAUACUGCCAUCCUCCUCCCGGAAGAGAUCCUGUGACAUUUCAGUAUCAACACCAGCAACUCUUAGAGAACAAAGUGAAUGGUGAUGAAAUAAAAAUGCCAGGUGGAAAUAAAAAAGCAAAACAGAUUGAAAAUGUAGUUGACAAAGCUUUCUUCCAUCAAGAGAAUGUGCGAGCUUUGACCAAAGGAGUCCAGGCUGUGAUGGGUUACAAGCCUGGGAGUGGCCUGGUGACUGCAAAUAUCACGAGCGCUGAGAACGGGACUGGGAAGCCCUGGAAGAAACAUGGCAACAGAAAUAAAAAGGAGAAAAGUCGUAGACUCUACAAGCAUCUGGAUAUGUGAGCGUGGGCUGCAGCAGAAAUGGCAUCUGCACUGUGCUGAUGGAGAAGAACAAAAGCUGCUGUUGGCCUGUGGAACUUUGCCAAUACCCUAGCGUUGUAGAAUGGACCCUGCUCUUGUGGAGAGCUCUUGACAUCAAGACUGAGGGGCUCCCGGAAACACAGGCUCUGACCAAAUAGUCAUUAGGGGCCCCAGAAACCUAGUCCUAUUGAAGGCUGAAUUUAAGGUGAGGGAAUAAAUCAUAAGUAUUUGUUUGUGUAAUCAUAUACACAAAUGUAUACUAAUUUGUGAAUAGAGGGAUUGUUUUUAAAAAG
Molecule: messenger RNA, 1529 nt
Organism: Castor canadensis (American beaver)
Lineage: Eukaryota; Metazoa; Chordata; Mammalia; Rodentia; Castoridae
Gene: Lsg1
Product: large 60S subunit nuclear export GTPase 1
Biological process (GO): ribosomal subunit export from nucleus
Cellular component (GO): cytosol
Molecular function (GO): GTP binding; GTPase activity
Source: RefSeq, a predicted model, not a curated record